Messenger RNA from Lingula anatina, 892 nucleotides. Its product is annotated as bile acid-sensitive ion channel-like. Gene Ontology annotation, biological process: sodium ion transmembrane transport. The record is from RefSeq and is a predicted model, not a curated record. Gene Ontology annotation, molecular function: ligand-gated sodium channel activity. Gene Ontology annotation, cellular component: plasma membrane. Lineage: Eukaryota; Metazoa; Brachiopoda; Lingulata; Lingulida; Lingulidae.
CAUACCGUGUCUGUGAUCCACUUGAAAUGAUGUAUUGUGUGAAACCAUUGUUGAAAACCAUCAAUCAGGCAUUCUCUGACCACUGUCACAUGUGUACGGUACCAUGCAACAGCACGCAGUACAACGUGCAGCUCUCCUACACAACCAUUCCGAACAACAACAUAGAAGCGGCUUUUGCUACGAAAUACAAUCUGCCCACUGGUAGCAACUACAUAAAGGACAACAUCGUGGCCCUUGACAUCUAUUAUGAAGAGCUUAAUCUUGAGACAAUGGAGCAAAAGAAAGCUGUGGAAGAAUCCGGGCUUCUCAGCGAUAUCGGAGGACAACUUGGAUUAUUUAUGGGAUUCAGCGCCUUGACCUUUCUGGAAUUUUUUGAAUACAUUAUUUUAAAAUUCCGAAGGAUAACCCAAAGGAAGAAACGGAUCAAACCUCUAGCGUAAAGUAAUAUGCGCAACAGUAGCUAGCAGACGUUGACACAAUGGGGAGUGGGGAUAUAUAUAUUUACAGUCAAUCAUGUAAUUAUUUGAAAUAUCAAACUGAAAACGAUCAAAAAAUCCUUCCAUAACACAUAUUACCUAAUCAUUUGGCUCUGUCAGUUCCAGUUUGCAUGGUUUUUAUGGAUGCCACUUCAAAGAAUGAAAGUGUCAGACAAAAUACAGACCAUCAUAUCCACGUGAAAAAAAUCUAAUGGCACCAAGAUGCAUUUAAAUGGGGGAAAAGAAUGCCAAUACAUAAACGAUCACGCACACCUGAAGCAAGAUACAUGAUGGCGCGACCAGCCAUGGCGUGAAGAUGAACAAUUAUCCAUCACAACACCUCUGAAAUAUGAAUGACUGACGAUACCUGGAGACAACAUGUUUUCCAGUAGAUCACUGUGGGAAAAACAGGAAUG